Messenger RNA from Poecilia reticulata (guppy), 1080 nucleotides. RefSeq names its product alkB homolog 4, lysine demthylase (gene alkbh4). The record is from RefSeq and is a predicted model, not a curated record. Gene Ontology annotation, cellular component: midbody; contractile ring. Gene Ontology annotation, molecular function: oxidoreductase activity; actin binding; demethylase activity. NCBI's taxonomy places the organism in Eukaryota, Metazoa, Chordata, Actinopteri, Cyprinodontiformes, Poeciliidae. Gene Ontology annotation, biological process: actomyosin structure organization; protein demethylation.
GAAGCACCAGCACAAUGAUGGCGCCUGAUAUCAACAAUGAUGGUGUUUCUACAUGCGGCUGUAAAGGCAUCCGACGAUGUAUCAUAUGUGAAAAAUUCAAAGGGAAAACUCAGACAGAGACAAGGGAACCGGAGAAGAUGCACCAUUUCCUCUAUGAUGCUGAAACAAAACUCGCUGUCUGCAAAGAUGGAGAUGGAAAAGGUGCAUCUUUUCCUUUUCCCGGUGUCUUCCUGUGGGAGAACUUCAUAUCUGAGGAAGAGGAGAAGGAGCUGAUUGGCUUCAUGGACCAGGAUGUUUGGAAUCUGUCACAGUCUGGUCGAAGGAAACAGGACUAUGGUCCAAAGGUGAACUUCAAGAAAAAGAAAUUGCGUCUAGCUAACUUCAAUGGACUCCCUGGUUUGAGCCAGAAACUGGUGCUGCGGAUGCAACAGGAGCCAAACCUGCAGGGCUUCCAACCGGUGGAGCAGUGUAACCUGGACUACCACCCUCAGCGAGGCUCCGCCAUCGAUCCGCACUUAGACGACUCGUGGCUGUGGGGUGAAAGGCUUGUCACGGUCAACAUGCUCUCAGAGACUGUGCUCACCAUGUCUCUGGAGGAGGGCCUGCCAGAGCGCGGGCUGGUGGGGAAUAUCCGCGUGGCCGUACGGCUUCCCAGGAGGUGUUUGGUGGCACUGUAUGGGGAGGCGAGGCACAGAUGGAAGCAUGCCAUUCACAGAGAAGACAUUCAGGAGCGCAGAGUCUGCAGCACCUACAGAGAGCUGUCUGCAGAGUUCCUGCCUGCAGGGCGGCAGGCGGAGCUGGGAGCCAAGCUACUCGAUAUUGCUUUGACGUUCAGAGGAACUCCUGUAUAAACGCAUCAGACAGAUAAAGAGAAAGCUCAACACGUCUUAAGUGUCCUUGACUGAAGUGAAUGCUUGUAGUCUUUUGCUCAGCCAUUUAACAAAACAAGGCAAAACACCUCUGAUAUUCCAGACUGUUGUGAAGCACUGUUUUAUAUGUUUGUUUUUUUUAUUCAAACUUUCAGAACAGUUUUAUCCAAAUCUUUGCGACUGUGUUCUUAAAAUAAAGUAUUUUCUUUCA